GUUACUCCGAGUAUAAACACACACAUAUACGAGCGUGUGCCCGUCUUUUCUCGAGCUUCUAUCCUCCCCGUGAAAAGUCGGCCGGAGAUGAGUUGCGCGGGACGCUGAGAGGAGGAGAAGCGAGCGCGCGCGCGCAGAGUCGGCCUCCUCGCGCCGGCUGAAGAACGCGGCUACGACGACGCUGUUGUCCGCGCGAGUGGCGCGCAUUGAGCGAUCGAUCCGGCGGAAUUUAGCCAGCAGAACGGAGCUGCCAUCACAGCGACUACUCCACAUGUGGACAUCGCCGUCCCGACUCAGGAUCGGCCGGGCACCCAGGAAAAAGACUCAACCUUAAGCCUGAUUACCGCGCCAUCAGCCAUCAUCGUGGCCGGUGAAGGAUGGAGAACACCGAUGGCUCCAGGAGGAAGCUCUCCUUCCUCGGCUUCGGUAAACGGGUAUCGGUCGACGGGCAUGGCACGGAAAUGGGACCAGAGCUCGACGAGGAGAUGGAGAAGGUCUUCGCAAUGGAUGCUGGGGAGAAAUUCGACGUAGCCCGCCUUGGCUCGCCCUCGGAGUCGGUCGGAUCGGAUCGCGGUCCACCCUCGCGAUAUGGCGAUCGCGACUUCAAUCAACAUCGGAAAAGGAGCUACCCUCACCCGCACAUGCCCCUGAAGAGCUUGCAUUCCAGAUCUAUGCGGCGACACCUCUCACCUGAAGGAUCGGCGGCGGAAGUGUCCACGGAGGAGGAGCACAGUAAUGUCCAGCCGAGGAGCAACGAAUUUCACGAAACUGACGGCGUCAAUAACGCGUCGGCCGGCACGGCCGAGGCCGCCAACGCCGAGGCGGACGAGGAAACGGCCGAGGAAACCGAGAACGUAAUCAGCAGCGAGAGCGAGGCGCCGAUCUCCGAGAGAGCGGCCUCCGGCUUCAGCGACAGCCCGUCCGUCGGCAGCCCGCGAGUGCAGUUCGAGAACAUCAAGGAGGAGGAGACACCGUGCGCGCAAACCCCGGAAGUGCCGGCGGACGUUGCGCCGAGCGGCCACGAGGAGGACCGAAAAUGUCGACGACACCAGAAACACGAGCACAAACGCCAUCACCACAAGUCCCGCAAGUACUCCCUGCAGGAGGACCCACAAUGGCGGAAGCGUUCGGGCGCCGGUCUGCCGGACGGCACCGGCCUGCUGACCCGGCGCGUCAGCGUCCAGCCGGAGGAGGCGAGCACCCUGCAGGAGCUCGACAUCGACGACCUGGAGUCGCAUCGGAGCGACGAUCCGCGCGGCAUGCGCCGGCACAAGGCGGCCCACCGGCCCUCGGUGGUGCAGAUCGGCCGGCGGAAGGAGGGCGGUAUCCCGCACGACACCUUCAAGAAGAUGUACGACCACUCGCCGCACGAGGUAUUCGUCCAGCUGGACGAGCUCCACGGUAUGGGGGAGGAGCGGGAGUGGCGGGAGACAGCGCGGUGGAUCAAAUACGAAGAGGACGUCGAGGAGGGUGCCGACAGAUGGGGCAGGCCUCACGUAGCCUCCCUGAGCUUUCACUCGUUGUUGAACCUACGUCGUUGCCUGGAGACCGGCGUAGUGCUCCUCGACCUGGAGGAGAAGGACCUGCCCGGGCUAGCCUACAGGGUGGUCGAACAGAUGGUCGUCGAGGAGCUGAUCCUGGCCGAGGACAGGCCGGUCGUGAUGCGAGCGCUGCUGCUGAGGCACCGGCACGUGCACGAACACGAGCGGGGCUUCCGUUUCGGCACCAAAAGGAGUUAUUCCAGCUACACCAGCCUUCAGUCCAUCUGGCUGGAGGAGGAAGACGCUGCGCGGGAAGCCGCUGAGAACCAUGUAACCCGACAUAAUCUGCACGACGCGAAGCCGAAGAUCGUUUCGUCGAACCUGGCACUGGACAGCAACCACACCGUGAUCGACGUCAAGGAGGAGCUGACGUACACGAGCAGCAACGAGGAUCUGAAGAAGGGCCACAACGAGUACAUCCUGAAGAGGAUACCGGCCGGCGCCGAGGCGACGGUCGUCCUCGUUGGCGCCGUUGACUUCCUGGACCAGCCGACGAUAGCUUUCGUGCGAUUGGCCGAGGGUGUGUUCAUGCCGUCCAUCACGGAAGUCACGAUGCCGGUGAGGUUCAUGUUCACCCUGCUGGGGCCGAGGAACGCGGACCUGGACUACCACGAGAUCGGCCGGUCUAUCUCCACCUUGAUGGCGAACACGUCGUUCCACAAGGUCGCGUACAGGGCGACCGAGAGGCGGGAAUUGCUGUCGGCGAUCAACGAGUUCCUCGACGAUUCGAUCGUACUGCCGCCCGGCGACUGGGAGAGGCAAGCGCUGUUGCCGUUCGACGAGCUCAAGGCGAAGAGCGAGGCGAUCAGGAAGAGGAAGGCGAGGGCGCUCGAGGAGAAGACGAAGCCGAUGAUACAAAGCGAGGCGGCGGUGAAGAAAGCUCUCCUGGCGGAAGAAGAGGAGAAGAAGCCGCCGGAGGAGGACGAUCCGUUGCGACGCACCAGACGGCCGUUCGGCUGUCUGAUCAACGACAUCAAGCGCCGCUACCCGUUCUACCUGUCGGACUUCACGGACGGUCUCAGCUCGUCCUGCCUCGCCGCCGCCAUUUUCAUGUACUUCGCCGCCCUCUGCACCGCCAUCACCUUCGGCGGGCUGAUGAGCGACAAGACGCAGAACGUGAUCGGCAUCUCCGAGACCUUGGUUUCCGGCUCGUGGACCGGCGUGGUGAUGGCGUUGUUCGCCACCCAACCGCUGGUGAUAAUCGGCACGACCGGGCCGUUGCUGCUGUUCGACGAGAGCCUGUACAACUUCUGCAUGGCGAACGAGCUCGAGUUCCUCACCGUGCGGGUGUACGUGGGCGCGUGGAUGGGCAUAAUCGCUCUGAUGAUCGCCUGCGUCGAGGGCUCGGUCCUCGUGCGGCUCUUCACCCGUUUCACCGAGGAGAUCUUCACCGGGCUGAUCUCCAUCCUCUACAUCGUCGAGACGUUCAUCAAGCUCUACAACUACUUCGCGCGCAAUCCCCUCCUGCACGAGUACAGCUUCGGGCCGAGCCUCGUCAACGGCACCGUCUAUCCGCUCUACGUCACCGAGAUGAAGAUCACGACGUCGCCGGCGUGGAACGCGAGCGAGACGACGUAUCGCUUGGAGAACGCGAGCGAGCUCGUGCCGAGACGCGACGUCGCCGGGCUGCUCGUCAACCAGCCCAACACCGCGCUGAUGUGCACCAUCCUCUGCCUCGGCACCUUCCUGGGCGCUUACUACCUCAGGAUCUUCCGUAACAGCCAUUACUUGGGCCGUAGCGCCCGCAGAGCCUUCGGCGAUUUCGGCGUGCCCAUCAGCAUCAUCGUCUUCGUCCUGAUCGACUAUCUGGCGAUGGUGAGGACGGAGAAACUACUGGUCCCCGAGGGACUCACCCCGACAGUGCCCGACAGAAGCUGGUUCGUGUCGCCCGCCGGCAUGGAGAAGUCCAUACCGUUCUGGAUGGCGCUGGCUUGCGUGGUGCCGGCCUUGCUCGUCUACAUCCUCGUAUUCAUGGAGACUCAGAUAUCCGAAUUGAUCAUCGACAAGAAGGAGCGCAAACUGCGGAAGGGCAACGGCUACCACAUGGACAUAGUCGUGGUCUGCCUGAUGAACGUCGGCUGCGGCCUGAUGGGCGCGCCGUGGUGCUCCGCGGCGUCGGUGCGCUCCCUCACCCACGUCUCGGCGGUGACGGUGAUGUCGCGCACGCACGCGCCCGGCGACAAGCCCCACAUCGUCGAGGUGAAGGAGCAGAGGGUGAGCGCCCUCCUCGUCGCCGUACUGAUAGGCGUGAGCGUGCUGAUGGCGCCGCUCCUGCGACGCGUGCCGAUGUCCGUCCUGCUCGGCGUCUUUCUCUACAUGGGCAUCUCCUCGACCAACGGCGUCCAGCUCUUCGAUCGCGUCAAGCUCUUCUUCAUGCCGGUCAAGCAUCACGGCACGGCGAAUUACGUGCGCCGCGUACAGACGUACAAGAUGCACGUCUUCACCCUGAUACAGAUUCUGUGCCUGGCCGUGCUCUGGAUCGUGAAGAGCACCAGGGCCGCCCUGGCCCUGCCCUUCUUCCUCAUCCUGAUGAUCCCGCUGCGCGCACAGAUGAGCCACUUCUUCACCGCCGCGGAGCUGCGCGCCCUCGAUAGCAAGGGGUCCGAGCACGAGGACGAGCUCGACUUCUACGAGGAAGCCCCGCUACCUGGUUAGAUACUGUGCCUUAAAUCAACAAUCGAGUCGCCUCUGUCCGUGUUGUGUGUCUCUCUCUUCCGGGCCUCCACUUCGUCUCGCGUACCUUCCGGCGACGGUUCGACUCGUACGUCUGUAUCUCAC
Messenger RNA from Dinoponera quadriceps, 4319 nucleotides. It is a transcript of the gene Ae2, whose product is annotated as band 3 anion transport protein. Gene Ontology annotation, molecular function: solute:inorganic anion antiporter activity; monoatomic anion transmembrane transporter activity. Gene Ontology annotation, cellular component: plasma membrane. Bases 378 to 4196 code for a protein of 1272 amino acids. Lineage: Eukaryota; Metazoa; Arthropoda; Insecta; Hymenoptera; Formicidae. The record is from RefSeq and is a predicted model, not a curated record. Gene Ontology annotation, biological process: transmembrane transport; bicarbonate transport; monoatomic anion transport. The transcript has 10 exons.